Messenger RNA from Morus notabilis, 904 nucleotides. RefSeq names its product VQ motif-containing protein 22. The record is from RefSeq and is a predicted model, not a curated record. Lineage: Eukaryota; Viridiplantae; Streptophyta; Magnoliopsida; Rosales; Moraceae. Bases 95 to 679 code for a protein of 194 amino acids. The transcript has a single exon.
ACCUUUGACUCCAAGAAAUCUAAAGUCACUACAAAGAGCCGUUCCGAACUCCUUUCUUUCAUCACAAAAACAACGAGCUUAAGAAAAAGAAACUAUGGCAAGUUCUAACCAAGAGUGGCUACAGUAUUACGAUCAAAUCACCGACAAGCAUGAUGAUCACCAUCAAGCUCACGCCGGUGAUUCUAGUACGCCGUCGAAGCCAAUCCGGAGACGAUCUAGGGCUUCGAAGAAGACGCCGACAACCCUUCUCAACGCCAACGCUAAGAACUUCCGAGCCUUGGUUCAGAAGUUCACCGGCUGUCCCAACAACUCCAAUAUUUCACUUGUCAACCAGAAAGGCCCUGUGAACUUGAACUUCGGACUCAAAAACGCAACUCCGAUCGCCGAACCUUUCCGAAACCAGUCGUCUCAGCCGGAGCUGGAGGUCCCACCACAGAAUCAUCAACGGCAACAACAACAACAACGAUCUUAUUUCCAAGAGAACAAUAAUUAUAAUAUGGAACAAGACCACCAAAGUGCGUACUCAUCUCUUAACAGUACAAUGACUAGUGAUGUUUUCUUCAAUCAAAUAGCCUCCAUGAACGCUAGUAGUGUUACGGAGAUGUACUCCAACGGCUUUGUCACGGACAAAGAUCUCUCUGUCAAUGAAUUUUCGCAUUCAGGAUUCAUUUUCGACUGAGUAUAGUCUUCUGCUUGUUUUGAACGGGGAAUACAAAAUGGAGGAUUAGGUUUUUCUUACAAAAGAAUCUAAAUCUCUUUCUACUCAAAAUACUCCAUGGGCAGAAACAAUAAUAAUGCAGCUGUUUGAUUAAUUGCUUUAUAGUACUUGAAUCGAAUUAUUAUAUAUUUUGGUUAUUAAUAAAUUCUGUCAUUCAUGCAUGUUAUGUACAGUUGCAUAUUACUA